Drosophila kikkawai is the source of this 2551-nucleotide messenger RNA. It is a transcript of the gene atl, whose product is annotated as atlastin GTPase. NCBI's taxonomy places the organism in Eukaryota, Metazoa, Arthropoda, Insecta, Diptera, Drosophilidae. The record is from RefSeq and is a predicted model, not a curated record. Gene Ontology annotation, biological process: endoplasmic reticulum organization; protein homooligomerization. Gene Ontology annotation, molecular function: GTP binding; GTPase activity.
UGCAGUUUGAUUUGGUUGACAGUCGCGCUGGUCGUUAUUCCGCGACAUCUAUUCCCAUUCCCGAUCCAAUUCAGUUCAAUUAAGAGCCAGCAUAGCUUUUUUCGGGCGAUUAUCGCGUGUCUGGCAUAAUUUCCAAAACUGCUGCCGCUGCUGUUCUUCCAGUUGUUGUUGCUCCUGCUGCUGCUGACAUUUUAAGAAAUCCUCAAACGAGUAAAAGUUGAUAUUCUAAAAACGAAGCCCAUCAAUCACAUAAACAAAAACCGAAACUCUAAACAAACUCAAAAAAGCAAAGCAGGAGCUCAGGAUAACAGGAAAGCAGGCGGGAAAUCCAGAAUGGGCGGCUCGGCAGUGCAGGUGAUCAACGCCUCCGAGGAGCACACAUUCGUGCUCAAUGAGGAGGCCCUGAGCGAAGUGCUCAUGCGCGAGGAGGUCAAGGACCGGUUCGUCUGCGUCGUCUCUGUGGCGGGAGCCUUCCGCAAGGGCAAGAGCUUCCUGCUGGACUUUUUUCUGCGGUACUUGUACUCAAAGUAUGUACACCAUGAUGUCUCGGAUUGGCUGGGUGAUGAGUCAGAGCCCCUGUCUGGAUUUUCGUGGCGUGGCGGCUCUGAGCGCGAUACCACCGGCAUCCUUAUGUGGUCCGACAUAUUCCUGCACGACUACCCCAGCGGCGACAAGAUAGCCAUCAUCCUGCUGGACACACAGGGCGCCUUCGAUAGCCAGAGCACAGUCCGGGAUUGCGCCACUGUCUUUGCCCUGAGCACUAUGCUGUCCUCGGUGCAGAUAUAUAAUUUGUCACAAAACAUCCAGGAGGAUGACCUACAGCACCUGCAGCUUUUCACCGAAUAUGGCCGCCUGGCGCUGGCCGACACCGGCAAGAAGCCGUUCCAGCGCCUUCAGUUCCUUGUCCGCGACUGGAGCUUCCCCUACGAAGCGGAGUACGGAGCCCUAGGUGGUGACAAGAUACUGAAAAAGCGGCUAGAGGUGUCUGACAAGCAGCAUCCCGAGCUGCAGUCCCUGCGCCGUCACAUCUCGUCCUGCUUCACAGAGGUUGCCUGCUUCCUGAUGCCACAUCCGGGCCUGAAUGUUGCCACGAAUCCACAAUUUGACGGCAAGCUCAAGGAUAUCACGCCCGAGUUUAAGAACAGCCUGCGCACCCUGGUACCCAUGCUGCUGGCUCCGGACAAUCUGGUCUACAAGGAAAUUAGCGGCCAGCGAGUGCGGGCUCGCGAUCUCAUCCAGUACUUCCAGUCGUACAUGAACAUCUACAAAGGCAACGAGCUGCCCGAGCCAAAGAGCAUGCUGGUGGCCACCGCUGAGGCCAAUCAUUUGACUGCCGUAGCCGCCGCCAAGGAACUCUACCAGCAGCUCAUGGAGGAGGUGUGUGGAGGUACGCGGCCGUACUUAAGCACCGCCCAUUUGGAGACGGAGCACAUCCGGGUCAAGGACAAGGCCCUUUUCCAGUUCGCCACCAAGCGGAAGAUGGGCGGCGAAGAGUUUACCGAGAAGUUCCGCCAGCAGUUGGAGGACGAUCUCGAGGAGGUCUUUGUCAACUACCGGGCGCACAACGAGAGCAAGAACAUCUUCAAGGCAGCCCGCACCCCGGCGGUGUACUUCGCCUGCGCCGUCAUCAUGUACAUCCUCAGCGGCAUCUUCGGCCUGGUGGGCCUCUACACGUUCGCCAACUUCUGUAAUCUGGUCAUGGGCGUGGCUCUGCUCACGCUGGCUUUGUGGGCCUAUAUCAGAUAUAGCGGCGAGCUGAGUGACUUUGGCGGCAAGUUGGAUGAUUUUGCCACGCUCAUGUGGGAGAAGUUUAUGCGGCCCAUAUACCACGGCUGCAUGGAGAAGGGCAUCCAGCAUGUGGCCACGCAUGCGACCGAAAUGGCUGUGGGCGGAGGCGGCGCGGCCGGUUACCGAAGCCAGACAUCGGUGAAUGCAUCGAAUGGCAAGGUGAAGCGCUCAUGAGAAUACGCCCAAGGAGUGCAGCACAAGACGCAGCAGCCGCAGCAGGUGCCUCCAAACAUCAUCUGCAGCAAUAACAACAACAACAAUGUGGCAUACAAAUCAAACAAAAGCAGCAGCAACAGCAACAACGAGGCCCGCGGUUUCAUCCACAACAUCUGGCGCAAGUUCACCAUUAGCGGAAGCAACGAAUCAAUGGCCAAAGCCACCGGUCCAAGCCCCUCGGCCCCAGCCCCAAAUAGUCGCAAAAAGCGCAAAGCGAAGCGCAACUAAGGGUCUAGGGACCCCCCUCUCUGGUAGUAUGUAUAAACCGACGAUAACUUUCUUUAUAUUGUGUGAGAACGUGAACCGGAAACACAAAUGUCUAGCUAUUAAAAAAGCCCUAAAAGGAGAUUGUUUUUAUAUUGCAUCCAAUUUUGAAAUGUAGUUGGUCUAAAUUACGUAUAUAUAUAUAUAUUUAAGAAUCAUUAAUAAGUGGCUUGCAUUCGUUGAGAAGUAACAUUUUAAAUUGUUUAUUUUUUUUUUAGAAACGAUAUGCGUAUACACAUAUAAAUGAAAUUCAACGCUGUAAUAUAAAAAGAUCGCUAACGAA